This is a messenger RNA of Ostertagia ostertagi, 525 nucleotides long. Lineage: Eukaryota; Metazoa; Nematoda; Chromadorea; Rhabditida; Trichostrongylidae. The record is from the annotation of a GenBank genome assembly.
AUGUCAAACCAGUGUAAAUCAGCCUUCUUUCCCUUACCCUAUAUGCUGGAAUCACGACGAUACAGCGAACCAGCACCGCCGCCGGCUCAUUUCCUCUCUCAGCGUCGUCGGAGCAAAGAAGUUUCCGGACAAGUCACAUAUUUAUGGGAGUUCCUGCUUCGUCUGCUUCAAGACAAGGAAUACUGCCCAAAAUUCAUAAAGUGGAUCGAUCAGUCCAAGGGCGUUUUCAAGCUUGUUGACUCGAAGGCCGUCUCACGACUUUGGGGAAUGCAUAAAAACAAACCCGGCAUGAACUACGAGACGAUGGGAAGAGCCUUACGGUAUUACUACCAACGCGGCAUUUUGCAAAAAGUCGAUGGCCAACGUCUUGUCUAUCAGUUCGUCGAUGUGCCCAAAGAAGCACUACAGGCACCCGGAUCGGAAGCAUUCGAAGAUCCCGACAGUCCGACUGCGCUUAGCGAAGAGAUUCAUAUAAAUUCUCCGACGAACACCACGCUUCUGAAAGAGGCAAAAGUUGAGCAAGUC